This is a messenger RNA of Rhizopus microsporus ATCC 52813, 1556 nucleotides long. RefSeq lists its product as uncharacterized. Lineage: Eukaryota; Fungi; Mucoromycota; Mucoromycetes; Mucorales; Rhizopodaceae. The transcript has 4 exons. The record is from RefSeq and is a predicted model, not a curated record. Gene Ontology annotation, biological process: regulation of transcription by RNA polymerase II. Bases 136 to 1113 code for a protein of 325 amino acids. Gene Ontology annotation, cellular component: piccolo histone acetyltransferase complex.
GUCUUUUUACUAUUAUCUUUUUUCUUUUUUAUUUAAAAAGCAAGUACUUCAUUACAGUCUACUCUAUACAACUUUACUCUCUUGUAUAUUUGUGUGCUCAUCUCACUUCAUCUCUUUUCAUCAUCAAAUUAAGCCAUGGUUACAACAUUCCGAGUAAGAAAAAUUACAGCCAAGCUCCCAUUGCCUAUCUUUAGGGAAUCCGAUCUACCCGAUAUGGAGAAUAUACAGAGGCAUGCGCCAGAGAUAGAAACAGGCGUUGAAAAAGAGGAAGAGACAGAGCAUCAUUUACAAGCCGCUCUAUCCGCCCAUCAAGUCGCAGUGAGGACGGGUGCUAAAAUUGAAAGUCAUAUUCCUGUCCCUGAUGCAUCUUUUACGAUUGAUAAAAAUGAAUAUGAACAAUUGUAUAACAAAACUCAUAAAGAAACAAGUGCACUAAUACGCUAUUCGUGCACUGUUGAAGAUGUUAUUGGAUGUCCUUACUUUAUGGAUGAAGAGGACGAAAGGUUCUUGAAAGCAUUGAAUGUUGAUCUAUCUGAAGAUGACUUUGAGAAAAUAAUGAAUGAAUUUGAGCAUUUGACAAAGGAUAGUCUAAUACUAACACCUCAGUCUUUGGAUCUACCUGAUUUUACGCAUUUCAUGGAAUCAUCAGUACCUUCUAACUCUCUAUUACAUGCCUUUACUUGUCUUGAACCGAUCUAUGAUCACUGGAAACAACGUAAACUAGCCGUCAACAAAAAUCCUUUGAUACCCCAACUAAAGACUGAUGAUACCAUAAAGAACAGUCAAUACGACCCCUAUGUCUGUUUCCGUCGUCGUGAAAUCAAAUCAGGGCGAAAGACAAGGUUGACCGAUCAGCGAUCUUUGGAAAAGUUACGUCGACUUCGACGUGAUAUGGAGACAGCCAGAACCUUGCUCCAAAUGGUUGUGCGAAGGGAAGAAAUGAAAAAGGAAGAUAUGAUCGUUGAUCACAGCGUGUUUGAUAAAAAAUGUCAAGUGCUUGAGUAUCAAAAACUACUGGGUAUACAAGAGGAUCUCUCGUCAUUGUUGCCCAAAAAGAAAGUUAAACUGUCUUCCACAGAAUCCACUCCUAAGUAUGACAAACCCAUAGAAUAAGUGACAUGAUUAAACCUUUCUCUUUUGUAUAGUGCAAUUAUCAAGAUCCCUAUUGGUAAGCUCAAGACGGAUUAUCCAAUACAAAUUCCUGUAGAAAAGAGUGUAGAACAAUUGGCUAUUGAAUCAGAGCUGAACAAAAGAAAAGCAAUUGAGGAACAAUUUGAUACGAUUGAUUAUGAACCAUUUUUACCCGCUCUACAAUCACAGUUCUAUCAAGCGCUAUCAAAUCAAAAUCCUAUUAGAUAUAGGAAGCGUAUUGGCCGAGGUGGACGACUCUUUAUUGAUCGUGUAGGCUACAGGCAUGUCUUCUCUCCAAGCAUCUUUGAUAAAUACAGGUUUGAUCAAUCUGAUGAAGAAGAGGAUGAUGACCCUAUCGAAGUGGAUGAAAUGGACGACAGGUAAAUGAUUAUAGAAAAAACGGAAAGAUUAAUAAUAACGAAAUU